Molecule: messenger RNA, 1603 nt
Organism: Malus domestica (apple)
Lineage: Eukaryota; Viridiplantae; Streptophyta; Magnoliopsida; Rosales; Rosaceae
Product: shewanella-like protein phosphatase 1
Molecular function (GO): hydrolase activity
Source: RefSeq, a predicted model, not a curated record
AUAAAGUAAAAAAAGCAGACCAAUAUGAAUGGCCACUGAGUCACUGCUGUUCCCAAAAGCAAUGGCUUCGCUCUGUUUCAACUCGCUGCCUCUUCCUCCGCCUUCCCAACCCCGCAAACUCUCAGAGUCUCCUCUUCCUCCUCCUCCUCCUUCUUCCUCUUCUUCUUCUUCUUCUUCUUUUUCUUCCAAUUCUCUGAAUGUUAAUAGUUAUGGCAGCAGAGGAGAAGCCUUAAAGCCCAUUGUCGUCAGUGGCAGCCCGCCCACCUUUGUUUCCGCCCCCGGCCGCCGAAUUGUCGCCGUUGGGGAUCUUCAUGGAGACCUUGGCCAAACAAGAUGUGCACUUGAGACAGCUGGCGUGUUGAGUCCUGAUGGUGAAGAUGUAUGGAUUGGUGGAGAAACGGUGUUGAUUCAGCUUGGAGAUAUACUUGAUCGAGGUGAAGAUGAAAUAGCGAUUUUGUCCUUGCUGAGAUCCUUGGAUAUGCAGGCAAAAGCUGAAGGCGGAGCAGUUUUUCAGGUCAAUGGGAAUCAUGAGACUAUCAAUGUGGAAGGGGAUUUCCGAUACGUGGAUACUGGAGGAUUUGAUGAGUGUCUUGAUUUCCUGGAAUACUUGGAUGACAAUCGAGAUGACUGGGAAGAAGCUUUUGUUGGCUGGGUUGGUGUCUCUAAAAGGAUGAAGGAAGAGAGGAAAAUGCCCCAAAAUUAUUGGGAUCCCUGGAAUCUAGUGAGGAAGCAAAAAGGUGUGAUUGCCAGAUCAAUCCUAUUAAGGCCAGGGGGUCCAUUGGCACGCGAGUUAGCACGUCAUGCUGUUGUUCUUAAGGUUAAUGACUGGGUCUUCUGUCACGGUGGUCUUGUUCCUCAACAUGUUACGUACGGAGUGGAGAGGAUGAACAGGGAAGUAUCUGACUGGAUGAGAGGUCUCGUUGAGAUUGAUGACAACCCUCACUUCCCUUUUGUAGCCACCAGGGGCUAUGACAGUGUGGUUUGGAACCGAUUGUACUCGAGAGACACUUCAGAUUUAGAUGACUAUCAGAUUAACCAGAUAAAUUACAUUCUUCAACAGACGCUACAAGCAGUUGGUGCCAAGGGAAUGGUGGUGGGGCAUACUCCUCAACCUACGGGGGCAAACUGUGAAUAUGACUGUAGCAUAUGGCGGAUUGACGUGGGGAUGUCCAGUGGAGUUCUCAAUUCAAGACCCGAGGUUCUAGAAAUAAAAGACAAUAAAGCAAGAGUUAUAAGAAGCAAGAAGGAUCCAUCCAGUGAAUUGACGGUUGUCGAUUAUAUAUAGAGAUGAGCAAACAAGUUGUUUUCCAUGGCUCAAAUUGUUUGUACAGAAGAAGAAUAGCUUCAACAAAGGAGUAACGCCAUUUUUGACCAUCUUAAGAGCAGAAGCAGAAUAGCAGAAGAAUAGAGAGAAAAGAUGCCACUGUAUCAUACAUACCCACAAGCAUUCAACAUUCUUACUUUAAUUUAAUCUAGUUGAACUUGGUUUUUACUAUUCAUUCAUUUUGAAUGGUAACUGCAGAUUUAGUUUAUACUUUAUAGUUACCAUGUACUGCAGAUGUAAUUGUAAUUUUCAUUAUUAAUAAAUUUACUUUCAGAUUUA